AUGGCCCUGACAAACGUUGGGAAAAUUCACGACAAGUUCUUAAGAAAUAUGACAUCGCUCGAAGAAGCGUUUCCCGGAUCUUUAAUGGCUAGUUACUUCGGCACAAACGCCAACGGAGAUAUAAGUAAAUUUGAAAUAUCUCAAAUAUAA
This is a messenger RNA of Funneliformis geosporum, 150 nucleotides long. NCBI's taxonomy places the organism in Eukaryota, Fungi, Glomeromycota, Glomeromycetes, Glomerales, Glomeraceae. The record is from the annotation of a GenBank genome assembly.